Molecule: messenger RNA, 2465 nt
Organism: Seriola dumerili (greater amberjack)
Lineage: Eukaryota; Metazoa; Chordata; Actinopteri; Carangiformes; Carangidae
Gene: dmap1
Product: DNA methyltransferase 1 associated protein 1
Exons: 10
Coding region: 322-1773 (483 amino acids)
Biological process (GO): chromatin remodeling; negative regulation of transcription by RNA polymerase II; DNA repair
Cellular component (GO): NuA4 histone acetyltransferase complex; nucleus; Swr1 complex
Molecular function (GO): transcription corepressor activity
Source: RefSeq, a predicted model, not a curated record
GCGGUUCAGAUGGCCAGCUAGUGUUCACCUAGCCUUAACAAUAGCUUGUGAAUAUUCUUUAUUAACUACAUCUCUUGUUUUCAUUUAUAGUAUAAACGUUCUCGGUAAUGCUACAAAAUAAAUAUUAUAAAGUCGUUAAGUGGCUGUUUGCGGCUCUGUGCUAAAUCAGCGUAGAUUAGAAAUGAUAACGUUAGCGUUAGCCUUUAGCUAGAAGCGUAUUCUUUGGAUAGUACCGCAUAACUGAAUGAGCGCCUGUGAAUGAACAAACAGCAUUUACAAUUUGCAAGGUGCGAGAAGCGUUAAUUAAAAACAUAUUAAGCCAUGGCUACUGGUGCUGAUGUUAGGGAUAUUCUGGAGUUGACCGGAGGAGAUAAUGACGGCCCCAUCAGCAAGAAAGACCUCAUUAACUCAGACAAGAAAAAAACCAAAAAGACGACUGAAACGCUGACCUUCAAGAGACCAGAGGGAAUGCACCGAGAGGUCUAUGCUCUGCUCUACUCAGAUAAGAAAGAUGCACCCCCUCUGCUGCCUAGUGAUACUACUCAAGGCUACAGGACAGUGAAAGCCAAACUGGGUUGUAAAAAGGUGCGGCCCUGGAAGUGGAUGCCCUUCACUAAUCCUGCUCGCAGGGAUGGGGCCAUAUUCCACCACUGGAGACGUGUAGCAGAGGAGGGCAAGGACUACCCCUUUGCUCGCUUCAACAAGACAGUGCAGGUACCAGUGUACUCAGAGCAGGAGUAUCAGAUGCAUCUGCAUGACGAUGGCUGGACUAAAGCGGAGACAGACCAUCUGUUUGAUCUGUGCAAGCGCUUUGACCUGCGCUUCAUAGUUGUCCAUGACCGUUACGACCAUCAGCAAUACAGAAAACGUUCUGUGGAGGAUCUGAAAGAACGGUACUACAGUAUUUGUGGUAAGCUGACAAAGGUCCGCGCACCCUCAGGGACAGAGCCCAAGAUCUACAUCUUUGAUGCUGGCCAUGAAAGGCGUCGCAAAGAGCAACUGGAGAAGCUCUUCAAUCGCACACCUGAACAAGUGGCAGAAGAGGAAUAUCUUAUUCAGGAACUAAGGAAGAUUGAGACUAGGAAGAAAGAGCGUGAGAAGAAGGCCCAGGAUCUGCAGAAACUCAUUAAAGCAGCUGACACAACCACAGAGUUGAGGCGAGCUGAGAAGAGGGUUUCCAAGAAGAAGCUUCCACAAAAAAGAGAAACAGAAAAACCGGCUGUUCCAGAGACUGCAGGGAUCAAGUUCCCUGACUUCAAAUCAGCAGGAGUCACGCUGCGCAGUCAGAGGAUGAAACUGCCAAGCUCAGUAGGCCAGAAGAAGAUCAAGGCCAUUGAACAGAUCCUCAUAGAGCAAGGAGUGGAUCUUAACCCCAUGCCCACAGAAGAGAUUGUACAGAUGUUCAAUGAGCUGCGUAGUGACCUGGUGCUGCUGUAUGAGCUGAAGCAGGCCCACAGCAAUUGUGAAUAUGAGCAACAGAUGCUGCGUCACCGCUAUGAGGCUCUACUGAAGGCUGGCAGCGGAGGUGGGUGUGGAACUACAGGGACAGGACUAGCUAUCGCAGCACCAGGUGGGGAACUCAAUGCCACCAACAGCACUUUAGCAUCCACCCCAGGGGGUGAAAUUCAGUCCUGGCCCAGUGUAGACGACAUCAAGGUGGAAGCCAAGGAGCAGAUCAUCGACGUUGUAGGAGCACCGCUUACCCCCAACUCACGCAAGCGGAGAGAAUCGGCAUCCAGUUCGUCUUCAGUAAAAAAGGUGAAGAAGCCUUGAUGAAGAUGAAAGCGCCAGCUGGUACAUGGUGGAGUUACUCUGGUCACAGUGGAGAUGCACAAGUUUUAUGGUGGGACAAAAGAGAGACGGGGGAGCAGGACAUCAUAUCGCUGUUCACAUAAAAGGCACCACUGACUACACACACACACACACACACACACACACACACACACACACUCACUACUUUUCACCUUCUAACCAGACCUCUCCAACCCCUCCCCAUUUGGCUCUCCCAGCAUCUUUGUGACAAAGGCAACAACUGAGUGACAUUUCAUUCCAUUACUGCUUGUCUUCCUGCCUCCACCAUUGCUCGGCUUUAGAUGAGGAAAGAUCAACUGUAAAUUGCCGGGCUGAGCUAAUCGGGACAUGGGGAAGAAGGUGGGAAUGACUGGAUAAUUGAAAUGAAUUGGAAUGAAGGAAGAGACUCUGUGAGUGGGAGGACCUCCAGCCGCAAUGCUCAUUUGACCCAUCUGAGGGUUUUUUGUAGCCUAAUCAUGCCAUAGUGUUUACUGGAAAUGUGUUUUUGUUUUAGCCUGUAGUACCGGCUCCCUCUCGACCUAGGAAAGAGAUGCCACUUCCAUCUGCUGCCCGUGUUUUAUGUUGGACUCACAGGACUGAUUUGUGUUGUUUGUCCUCAGGUGACCUUGAAGAUGCUUUAGUCAAUGAUUCAAUAAACCUCAUUGUAUUUUUUU